This is a messenger RNA of Aspergillus candidus, 1873 nucleotides long. Its product is annotated as putative MFS transporter. The transcript is spliced from 7 exons. Gene Ontology annotation, biological process: transmembrane transport. Gene Ontology annotation, molecular function: transmembrane transporter activity. NCBI's taxonomy places the organism in Eukaryota, Fungi, Ascomycota, Eurotiomycetes, Eurotiales, Aspergillaceae. The record is from RefSeq and is a predicted model, not a curated record. The coding region runs from base 113 to 1873 and encodes 586 amino acids.
UUUACGGUCCUUUUCUCUCCUCGCAUAGGGCCGACCCUAGACAGUUCAAACCAGCCCCAGUCGAACCGGCCCAUCUGCAUCGGAAGCAGUCCAUUCCGCCUCCGUCGAUAAAAUGGGACUCGGGGUGCUUGAAGAUACCGUGCUGACCAAUGUCCCUGGUACCUCGGACAUCCUAGAGAAAGAACAAUCAAUAGACCAAACGAUCGACUCGGCCCUCAACCCAAACCUCAAAUAUGAUCGAUCCGGCGCGGUUCCUGUACUUCUUAUUCCUCAACCGACCGAUGACCCCAAUGAUCCAUUGAAUUGGCCGCUAUGGAAGCGCGAUCUUAUAAUAUCAGCCCUGUCGAUUGUUGCAGUACUAUGCGCAACAACCAGUUCUCUCAUGGCUGCCAACACAGUGACCAUAUCCCUGUUUUACGGGAAGAGCUUCACGUCUACUGCACUCCUCACGGGGUAUCACCUCUGCGGAGUGGGCGUCGCGGGUAUCCUGAUUGUGCCGACGGCACGAGUCUGGGGAAAGCGUCACUUGUUCAUAAUUGGCAAUAUUUUGAUGAUAGUCAGUGCUGCGUGGGCCGGAGGAAGUGGAGAGAACUACGACAGUCUUCUAUGGUCUCGCAUCUUCCAGGGUGUCGCCUUGGCCCCUUUCGAAGCGUUAGUCAACGCAUGCGUUGGUGAUCUCUUCUUUGUCCACGAACGCGGGAAGAGAAUGGCGCUGUCAAACGUUGCCCUAUUCGGCGCUGCUUUCCUCACUCCAGUUCUUGCGGGCAAGAUCACCCACAGCCUUGGCUGGGAGUGGACCUUUUACCUGGUGGCUAUUUUCAGCGCAGCGUGCCUACCUCUUACCAUAUUUCUAGUCCCAGAAACUGCCUUCCGGCGGCCGGACUGUUUGGAUACCGACCGUAACAGUACUCAGCAUGAACAGGAUGGGACGGCAAUAAGUGCGCAGCCCAAAAACAAUGAGGACGGACCAAGUCAGGGCCGUCAUCUAGAAACGGAGGCCGAAAAGACUUCCACGGCCCGAGAGGGAACCCGAGAACAGCCAUCGAUCAUCUCAGAAGAGGACGCAUCUGCCGCAAAUAACGAGCGCAAUCAGACAACUAGAGCCUCAGAAAGGGUUUCUUACCUGCAAACCCUAAAGCCUUUCAAUGGCCGCAAGACGGACGAAAACUUCUUCAAGCUGCUUUUGAGGCCGUUUCCCCUGUUCUUCCAUCCCGCAGUCCUCUGGGCAUGCUUGAUCCAAGGCGUUAUCAUCGGAUGGACCGUCUUCAUAGGAGUCGUCUUGGCUGCCAUCUUUCUCGGGCCCCCUCUCUGGUUCGACGAGGUCAAGACUGGGUAUCUAUACACCGGUGCCUUCAUCGGUUCCAUCAUAGGCUUGUUUCUUUCAGGGCUGCUCUCCGACUCAUUAAACCGCGUCAUGAUCAAACUCAACAAGGGCCGAUAUGAGCCCGAGUUCCGGAUCCUGCUCGUGGUAUUCCAACUCGUCUUCUGCGGCGCGGGGUUAUACGGCUUCGGUAUUGUAUCCGAAGACGUUGCCAGAUAUGGCUGGCUUGUAGCGGAUGUCUUCUUCGCUCUUGUCGUGAUUGGCAUGGUCCUGGGAGCUGUAGCUAGUGCGCUGUACAUCGUAGAUGCCCACCGCGAAAUCACCAUCGAGUCGUUCACUUGCAUGCUCAUCUUCAAGAACAUGUUCAGCUUUGUUCUGACGUUCUUUGCCUACGACUGGCUGGUUUCUAACGGCGUUCGACCGGCGUUCUUGGCUAUUUCCAGUAUCCAGAUGGGGAUCUGUUUACUGAGUAUCCCUAUGUAUGUGUUCGGCAAGCGAAACCGAUCGUUCUUUGCCCGGCACGAUAUUUUGAAGCUUCUACACCUGUGGUGA